Molecule: messenger RNA, 786 nt
Organism: Phytophthora nicotianae INRA-310
Lineage: Eukaryota; Oomycota; Peronosporomycetes; Peronosporales; Peronosporaceae
Exons: 1
Coding region: 201-515 (104 amino acids)
Source: RefSeq, a predicted model, not a curated record
ACGUUGAGUCCAAGUUGGACUGGGACUCAGUCUGGCCCACACUCUUAGGUGAGUGUUGCUGAGCCUGUCACCUCCUUUUGCCACGAUCAGAACAUCGCACUGGUCGGUCCUGGAGGUCGUCGCUGCGGAUUCCGCGAACUGGGCGUGGUGCUGUGAUAACUUCAAGGCACAGAUUUGCCCAACGACCGCUUCAACAAACGAUGAGCGGCAACGUGUCGAUCGGAUCCUGCGGUGGCGGCACCACAAGGAGUGCAGGAACCCGUAGCGACAACGUGAACACGCCGGCUAUUCUACAGCUGCCGUUACACCCGACGGCGCCACUUAAAAAAGUAGCGACCAGCGCGACUACUGUACAUCGUGUCAUUGUGGUGUCGGCCCAGCAGCUUCCACACCGUGUCGAAGCUGCUGGCGGGAGUGGCGUAAAUGAAAUGCUUGAAGUACUUGGUGUCGACUCGACUCCAAGUACUUCAAGAUACUGUCGAGACGUUGGCAUCACUACUGUAAUAGUUCACUAACGACUCUCGUCGACAACACCCUCAGCUUCUUGAAUACGAAAUCUGCUUGCCACGCAAUUCCGACUGAGUUAAUCGACGAACAGCCAGCGUUUUAAAGCCUCCGUGACACGGUGGAUUUUGAGCUAUGUAUAUACACGGAGUCCGUGUAUAUAUACACAUCACUCCAUGGAUCAAAGUCCACCUAACAGCCGGCGGUGAUCAUCGCUUCUAAUGGUCAAUUUUGCUUCCGAAAUUAAUUCGGGAACAAUCAACCCGAAUUUAACAAACCGCG